UUCACUCUGUUUUGGAAUUUUGUGCAUGUUAGACGUUUGUAUGCCGCUUAUCCGUAACGUAUCGUCGUGCAUUGUUUGUUGUAAAGAAGUAAAAUAAUUUAUUGAAAAUAUAUCGUGAGAAGCUCAAUUAACGGUUUAUAUGAGAUUCAUUUAAUUAAAUUUGUAACAAAUUAAAGUGAAAUAAAAUAAUAUAAAAAUUUUUUAUAAAAAAAAUACUAAACAAAUGUAAAUGAAUAAUUUGACAAGUUUAUGCAAACAAGCUAAUAUUAGAAGUGUGCAAAAAAUCGUGUUAGAAAAUAGUGUACAAAACAGAAACAAAUAAAACCAUAAUAAAAUCAAGUGUUUUUUGUUGUGAGAAAUAUUCCUGUAUUUAAAUUUGGAUAUAAUAUUUGCAUUGGACUUAUGUGAGUGUUAUAAUAAAGUGUGUCGGAAUUAUAAUUUACACACUUUGACCUUUUUUGAAGCUGCCCUCCAUAUUUUUUUACAUUCAACAUUUGGAAAAAACUUCAAUUACUUGUCAAUUACUUUGGCUGGAAUUUAAUCCGUUUAAGAUUUAAAUUGGGCUCAAAGAUUUUUCGCAUAAACCUUAUUUGCGGGUUUCAAAAGAAAAACAAACCAGAAACUUCUUAAGUUAAACACUAGCAAAAUGAUGGCUUAUAUGGCUCCUAGACGACGUUUGGGCUCUAUAGGUGACUCAGCGCCUCCCUCGGAAUCAUCGGAAGGUACUAACUCCUCUGAAAAUCAUGAUAUGAUUUUAAACUCCGAAUGGUCUCAUGGCUCACAAAAUGGUGUUACCAAUCACAAUUCCAUGUUUCUUAAUUCGGAAGGUGAUACCGAUACAAUUAGUACGGAUACGGCCAGCAAUACGAUGUUAUCGGACUACGAAAGGGGACAAGUUGAAAGUUUUUUCGGUGGUUUGGGUACAGAAAUCUUUGUUAGUUCUUCGUUGGCCAAUCUCUAUGAGGGUACAGGUAAAGAUAAUGAUUGGCAUUUAGUAUUCACUGGUAUACCCGUAGUGUUGUACGAUCGUGGAAGUGCUCGUGCUAGAUCCAUACCUCGGGUUACCUUAGUCUUGGCUGAACGUGGUUCGUGUUUCGCUUUGUGGUCCGACCGUAUUGAUAACUUAUCAAACUAUCGUGUAGCUGGUCCCUCAUUUCAUACCAUGUGCUUAUCCAGCAAUCACCAACAAAUGAUUGGUUUUAGCUUUGAUUCCACUGAAUCCGCUCGAGAGCUGUGGCAGCAUAUGGAACGUUUGGUAAGUGAUCCCGAAAAUAUUGCGCUUUCUAUUCCCGGACGCAAAAAACAAAAGCAAAAACGCACUAAACCAGCACCUUUGCCACCCAAAGCACAAAUUUCCCAUCCAUGUCAAUUUCAUCACGUCACCAGUGUGACUAAAGAUGAUACGGAACGAUACUAUAGUAUGCAGGCCUUUGCCGCCAUGAGUCAGCGUUAAAAUAAUGGAUAUAAAGAAUAACAAGAUUGAACGAUUGUAUUUUAAAUCGUCAAAUCUAAAGGACAUUUAUAUUUAAUAGUUUUUAAGUACAAUUAAAUUAAUUAGUUUUAAUCAUACGAUUUCAACAAAUACAUUUACAUUGAAUGUGUGUAUCUAUGAAUGUGUUUUUUGUAUAAAUUAUUAUUAUCCAUGUUUUUCUUUGCGUUUUUGAUUCAAUUGAGAGAAGAAAUAUUUAUCUGUGAUAUAAAUACAAAUUAAUUUUAUUUGUUUUAAGUUGUUUUUUUACUUCAUUUUUAGUUUUGUUAAAUAUUGAAAUUUAGCAAAAAAUAAAAAAUACAUAAAGAAAACAAACAACUAGUUAAUACAUAACUUUUGAUUUGUUUAGUCUUAAGUUAAGUGUAGAAAAUUAAGUUUAUCGACCCUUGAAAAAAAGUUGUGCAAAAGCCAUGAAUUAUUUUUAAGUUGAUCCACUUAGAUUUUUUCACAAAAUGUUUUUAAAAUAUACUAAACAUUUAUAAUUAAGUCAGAUUAACGCAACUGAUAGUCGUUUUUUAAGAACAUUAUUCUAAUUAUAAUCUUUAUUUUUAUAAUCCAAUAAGUCAAUUUAUUUAAUAAGCUAUGAACAUCUAUUGUAACAAAAUAAAAGGUCACAUUAUAUAUUAAACUAUAAACUUAUAUAAUUAAACUUCUAACUAAAAUUUAA
Lucilia cuprina (Australian sheep blowfly) is the source of this 2156-nucleotide messenger RNA. RefSeq lists its product as uncharacterized. Gene Ontology annotation, cellular component: nucleus. Gene Ontology annotation, biological process: regulation of transcription by RNA polymerase II. Lineage: Eukaryota; Metazoa; Arthropoda; Insecta; Diptera; Calliphoridae. The record is from RefSeq and is a predicted model, not a curated record. The coding region runs from base 647 to 1453 and encodes 268 amino acids. The transcript has 4 exons. Gene Ontology annotation, molecular function: DNA-binding transcription factor activity, RNA polymerase II-specific; RNA polymerase II cis-regulatory region sequence-specific DNA binding.